Messenger RNA from Chelmon rostratus (copperband butterflyfish), 4121 nucleotides. RefSeq names its product mannose phosphate isomerase (gene mpi). The coding region runs from base 12 to 1280 and encodes 422 amino acids. Gene Ontology annotation, cellular component: cytosol. Gene Ontology annotation, molecular function: zinc ion binding; mannose-6-phosphate isomerase activity. Lineage: Eukaryota; Metazoa; Chordata; Actinopteri; Chaetodontiformes; Chaetodontidae. Gene Ontology annotation, biological process: carbohydrate metabolic process; GDP-mannose biosynthetic process. The record is from RefSeq and is a predicted model, not a curated record. The transcript has 8 exons.
ACGUCGCAGCCAUGGAGGAAGUAAGAGUGUUUCCCUUGACCUGUGCCGUGCAAAAUUAUGCGUGGGGGAAGGUUGGUGUGGACAGCGAGGUGGCCAAACUGGUUGUUGGUGGAGACCCACUGGCUGUCAUAGAGGAGGGCAAGCCCUAUGCAGAGUUGUGGAUGGGUGCUCACCCUAAAGGUGAUGCCCAGAUUAAAGACAACAGGAUCGCACAGACCACGCUGGGCCAGUGGAUCGCCCACUUCCCUGCCUGCCUGGGCUCCAAGGUCAAAGACACCUUCCAGGGACAGCUGCCCUUCCUCUUCAAAGUCCUCUCUGUCAAUACAGCCUUGUCCAUACAAGCCCACCCCAACAGAGAGUUAGCUGCUCGUCUCCAUGCUCAGUUUCCGGAGCACUAUCCAGACAACAACCACAAGCCAGAGAUGGCUAUCGCUCUCACCCGCUUCCAGGGCCUCUGUGGCUUCAGACCAGUGGAGGAGCUCCUCGGAUUCCUUAAAUUUGUCCCGGAGUUCCGUGCUCUUGUGGGAAAUGAGGCAGCGGAGGAGCUGCAAUGCAGCAUGGGAGAUGCGGUUCAAACGAGCCAGGUGCUGAAGAAGUGCUUCACCAGGAUGAUGAACUGUGAGAAGAAGGUGUUCGUAGAUCAGCUCAACAUGCUGGUCAAGAGAGUCACUGAAGAGGGUGCAGCAGGGAAGGACACAUCAAGCAGCAAUGGUGACCUGUUGCUCCGCCUCCACUCCCAGUACCCCGGAGACAUCGGCUGUUUCUCCAUCUACUUCCUCAACCACAUAGUCCUGGAUCCAGGCCAGGCCAUGUUCCUGGCAGCCAACGAGCCGCACGCUUAUCUUUACGGAGACUGCAUCGAGUGCAUGGCCUGCUCAGACAACACAGUGAGGGCCGGCCUGACGCCGAAAUACAUCGACGUUAACACGCUGUGUGAGAUGCUGAGCUACAGCCCAGCCCCCGCCAGCGCCAAAAUCUUCCCAUGUGUCCAGGACGCCUCAGACCCCUGCGUGUCCCUGUACGACCCCCCAGUGCCAGACUUCACUGUCAUGAGGAUACAGGUCCCAGCCUCCGUGAAGCAGUACACCGUCGCUCCGGUCGACAGUGCCAGCAUCCUCUUGGUCAUUGAAGGCGACGCCACGGCAACCUCUGCCGCCGCCCUCUCUGACGUCACGCUGAGGCGGGGCACCGUCCUGUUCGUCUCGGCCAAUGAGAGCGUCUCCCUGCACAUCACCUCCCAGUCGGGGAUGAGCAUGUUCCGAGCCUGCUGCCUUCUGUAGUUGUGAGUCCGUGGCUGUGUGUGAAAGCUCGUACUACCUGUGUUUGUUUUCCUCUGGUUUGAUCAGCAAGGCCUACACCACGUUAUAGAUUGAGCCCAAUGAUUGCUGUGCACUUUUAAUAGGUAGUACGCCAAAGGAGCUUUCAGACACGGUGUGUCGACGCCCGUCUGUGCCCGCUGCUCCCCCCCCAACCCAAACUCGACUGCAGACUGCUGUGCCACCUCCAGCAGUGGUCCUUAGCUGUAAAAUCCAGCAACUGUUUGUUGCUGCUGGAUUUUUACAGGUUUUAACUGUCUUUUUUUUUUCUUUUAACCUGUAGUCGUGCAUCUUAAAAAAGCAGAGGAUGUGCACAUCCCAAAAUCUUCAUAGGCGCUGGACAGAGGACACAUACAAAGAAUAAAAAGUGAAAUAUGUCCACAACACUAAACAGGACCUGAUAUAAAAAGUGUACAUGACACUGUUCAAAUCACUGGAUCCUGGUCAGGUUUCUGAUGAGGAUCAAGCAAUUAAAAUGUUGCAUGAAAGUUUAUUCUCAACCUUGGAAACAGCAGUUGAGAAAAUAACCUCAUUAUGUCCAUUUAGUAGCUGGUCUUGAGCUUAAAGUUCUUUAAGUGCUCAGAAGAAAUUAAAAUUUUAAAAUCUACAAUUCCAUGAAAAACAGGGCAAACACUAUCUGCUGAUGAAAAUCAUAGGAUAUGAUCAAAAGUUUGAGCACUGCUAUUAAAUGAACUACCGUGGGACAGAAAGGGACUGCAGCUCCAGUCUCUUUCUGUCCCUCUGAAGUUUGCUGUCUCCGACCUGAAGGUCACCUGAUUCAGCUGCAUACUGCUGGAGAAGACACAGAGAGCCCAGUUUCAGCUGUUAAAUAAUCUCCAUCUACUGUUGGUAGCAGGGAGAUGCAGCUGAAAGCCGGAGAAAGCUGGAAAAAGCUACCAAAUGGACCUAAAGAUACUUUUCAUGCACAAGUUAGAAUUAGUUUUCUUUCUUGGUUGCCCUUCAGUGUUUGGGACAUUUUUCCUUUUUAUUCCUAAUACACUGCUCUUAUCCUCCGGUCCAUGAUAACGGUAACACACACCAACAGUAACUUAUUCAAACAGCACUAAAGCAGGGUAGGGGAUAUGUUUACACCGGUGCAGUACACCACCACUCACUGCUUUGUACAUCUACAGUACCACCUUGUUGACAACUGAGCAUGUCUGUUAUAUGAGCCAGCAGUUUGUCUUUCUCAAGGACCGCUGGUCCAACUACCUGUUUUAUCAUUUUAGUUUAGCUUGAACAAGUAAUUAUCCUCCUCUGGGAGAAAUACUUUGUUAGUAUAUAGCAUCAGUUGAUAGUGUAAUACUGAGAUGCCUGUGCAUGUUUGAUUUAGAGCAGUAAUACUGGAGAGGGCCUCGCCUGUGAUAAUGGUCCGAGCCACGCUAGUCACAGUGACAUAAACCCUGGAAAGUAUUACUGCUUUUAACUGUUAGCAGCGCAUGCUUACGGUCUGGAAACUUCUCCUGAAAGUGGUGAACAAUCAUAAAUAUAAAACAUAAAACCGAACAGGAGCGAGCAAAAAGGGCCACCAGCUACCUUCAUCCCAUUCUGCACGACUACUACAAGGGAAUCAGGAAUGCAUAUCGAUUAAAACUCCCAAGUUCUACACGACUGAAAAUGCACUACUGCUGCUUGUUGCAUACUUAUACAAUUUGACCCAAAAGCCGGUUUACACACCCACAUCUUGUACAGUUGUACAACAAAAUGCUGCAUUAAAUUUUAUAGUAUUACAGGAUCAAUCAUGUGUGUUUCUGAGUAUUUGAGCCAAAUUUUUCAGAUUUUGCAUGUUGUGUUAUUUGUACUGAUUCCUCAAUACGUGACAUUACAUAUAAAGAGAACUGAUCCCUGAAACCACACUGUAUUAUAAGCUUUAUAUUAUGACAUCAUGGCGUGAGUGGUUUAUCUUUACAGUAAAAUCUUUCCCAGUGACCUUGUCAGUACAAUAUUGCAGCUAGAUUAUUUCACUAUGGUGCAAACUUCUGCAUAAUAUUCCAGUUCAUACCAGGGUCAAUCUGAAUUCAGCCAACCAUAAAGUGGACUUUCUUGUUGCAGCAGUUUUUAUAGGUAAUCUUAAAUCAAAUAUUUGAGAAUGAAUGCUCUGUCAGCCUGCCAACCUACCAGUGAGUAAAUAUUUCUUCGACUAGUUUGACGUGAAUGAAUGACCGCGGUGAAUUGAGCCAACGCCGGUAAUGCUUCUACAUACUUCAUGACCAUGUUAGUGAUGUAGGUCGAUCCCUAAGCUUGUCCUUUGUAUAGAUGCACUAAACUUUUCGUUGUUUGUUGUUUCGAAGGUUGUUGAAAAAUGGAAGAAUAUGAAGAGAUGGAGGGGUGUUAAUAGGUAAAAUAACUGCAUCUUUUUGAUUAAUUAACCAUUACCUCAAAUUUAUCUUUCUGGAAUUGUAGAGUCUCCAGUUAUUUUUGUUAAUUUAGUGAUGCAAUCAUGUAGAGGUCAGUUUUUCAAAUAGCAUCUGAAUUUAAUUUCUCAUUUAACUUUCACAUGUUUGUAACUGAUCUUGUUUUAUGGCACCUUUUAGUUUUAUGACUGUACGUUGGGGAAAUCAUUUCUUGUUUUUUUUUUUUUUUCCACUUAACUCAUGUCCUUCAAAUGCACACAAAUCUGAAGGCCACAGUGUUUUACCUUAGCUGUUUUAUUUAACUAUUGUGGGAACAUGUCUUGGAAUAUUUAUCUAGUGAAGGCAUGGUUUUGCAUUUUCGAUUAUGGGGAUGCUGUAGCCUUGGACUGCAGAGAACAUGUGUAUGUAAAAGUGGUUUAAUAAAGCCUUGAUCUGUUACUAAUGACUGAAC